This is a messenger RNA of Manis javanica (Malayan pangolin), 4339 nucleotides long. It is a transcript of the gene GNG12, whose product is annotated as G protein subunit gamma 12. Gene Ontology annotation, cellular component: heterotrimeric G-protein complex. The record is from RefSeq and is a predicted model, not a curated record. NCBI's taxonomy places the organism in Eukaryota, Metazoa, Chordata, Mammalia, Pholidota, Manidae. Gene Ontology annotation, biological process: G protein-coupled receptor signaling pathway. Gene Ontology annotation, molecular function: G-protein beta-subunit binding.
CCACCCGGAGCGAGGCGGAGCCGGCGCCCCGGAGGAGCAGGAGGAGGAGGAGGAGAGGUCUGAGCCGUCUCCAGGAGCCCGUAGAGACAGAGUCCCCGGCGGCGGCGGCGGCGGCGCGGCACCGGCAGGCGAAUUCAUUGCGCCACUUAAAACCUGAAAACGGUGGGCUACAGAAAAUCUUGCUGAUUUCAGGUAGAAACAACAAGUGAAGAUGUCAAGCAAAACAGCAAGCACCAAUAACAUAGCCCAUGCGAGGAGGACUGUGCAGCAGCUGCGCCUGGAAGCCUCCAUUGAAAGAAUAAAGGUUUCAAAGGCGUCAGCAGACCUCAUGUCCUACUGUGAGGAGCAUGCCAGGAGUGACCCGUUGCUGAUAGGGAUACCAACUUCAGAAAACCCUUUCAAGGAUAAAAAAACUUGCAUCAUCUUAUAGAGGAAUAGUGAAAUGGUUCCUUGCCUCUUCUCAACGAAGCAAAUUAUGAGCAGCUCCUUGAAGAGAUUUACCUUCAGCUUGUUUGGUAACCACUGCUAAUAACUAAAAAGCUCUUAUCUUGGAAUCAUGGACUCUGAAGUCUUUAUUUUCCAAGUUGUCCUUUCUCUAAAAUACCCUUUACUGAUUUAAUACAGAAUAACAAUCUUGUUUUCCGUUUGAUAACUAUGGUGGCAUAUUGGGUGACUGCUUAAGGAAAGUUGGCCUGGGUCUUUAAAAAACAGAAUUAUAUACUUUUAAAUAUAUAAAUGAUCCAGUUAUGUCAAAACACUAAAUUAUCUAAGCACCUGUCUAGAUUUAAAUCCUAAAAACUUUAUAUUACAGUAUGUUCUUAAGAGGGGUGUGCCAACCUGUACAGUAUAUAUGGGUAAGGAGUGUUUUGUGUAUAUAUAUAUUUGUCUUUGUAUAUACACAUAUUCUAUAUUAAAAUUAAAAUUUCUCCCUUUGCAUACCAUCACUUCCUCAACUCCAGAAGUUAUACCUUUAUCUUGAGCUGUGUGUAGGUAGAGUAAAAACCUCUUUCAUUUAGUUACUGUACACAAAGUAAAGAAUGUCGUAAAGAUUGUAUUUGUUGUAAUCAAGUAAUGAUAUCAUCUCUCCCCUCUUGAAAGCUUAUUGACUGCUGAGGCUACAAUAAACUGUGCCAAUUAAAAAUUUAAAAACAAACUGAAGUUUUUAUAAGAAGAUUUUAAUUUUAAUACCUUUUAUAAUAUGAAGUAUUAGUUCCUGAGGGGCCCCUGGGGCUUCAGAGACCCUGAGUCUAGGAAAGGGGAGCCCCUUGCAGGAGAUACUGGCAGCUGUGCCCCCAGGGCUCACAUUCUCAGCCCCAAAAUGUCUACCAGAACGAAUGGAAUAAGAGAGUGCACACUAGCCCAGCCACAAGAGGAACAGUGUGACAACCAGCUGCUCUUAUUGGCUAAUUCUUUCUCUCCCUGCCUUCCCUUUACCUUUUGUAUUUUGCUGGAACAUCUAUUUUGAAAGGUAACAGUCACCUCCCUUCCCCUCCCCAGUCUCAAGUGGGUAGAACAUGGUGGGUAAGAAACAUACAAAAGCCAUGAAGGUACUGACAGUGUCAGUGUCAUCCCUACCUUGUGCACAAACCAUCCAAGAGAGGCCCCCACAGAGGGGCUUGGAUUCAGUGGUACUACCUGGGCCCAAGGGUUCCAGCAACUGGGCUUUCGGUUCCUUGGUUUUCCUCUGGGCAUGAAUAUAGCCCUCACAGCUUCCGAUUUCCAUUGGAGAUCCCAAAGAAUCUCCUGUGGCCAGAGGGUAUUUUAUCAUCAAAGAGGAAGUGAGGAUACUUUUUAAAAAAAUGCUCACGUAAGGGCCUCAACCAUAGACUAGACCUUUGACAUUUUAAUUCAUUCUCAGUACAUUAAAAAUAACUACUCAUAAAGGAUUUUAAAGUUACCCUAAAAAAUUAUUCAACCCCCAAAAGGAAUUAUGUACAAGUUUUGCCUGGUUCUGUACAUUCUUGCCUUGCAUGCAAACCCCUUUUAAAAUCUAACAUCUGGGUUUUGAGUAUUAUGCUGGUUGUGGAUACAAAUGCAGUACUAUUUUUUAAAACAGCUCAAAUAUCUUCAGUAUUUCUCCAAGUCACCUAUCUGUUCAGCAUUGUGAACUGCCCUCACUUUUCCAAGAUUAUGUGAAAAUCAUACCAUUGCCCUUAACCUCUGUCAUCUACCCUUGGUUCUGCAAUAUGCCCAGUUCCUAAGUAAAUUAUAGCCACCUGUUUAGGAGAAAGAAAGAUUUUACCUUUCAAAAGGUGAAAUUUGAAAUGUACACUAAAGAGACAACUUGAUAUUUAUUGCUUCACUUAAGGAGACUUUUUAAAAUAAGUAUAUUUUUCUACUCACAGUUUCAAAACACUUAAUCUUAUUUUCACUCUGAUUUUUAACAUCUUUUCUUUAAAUAUUUAUAAUGUAGCUUGUUAUUAAAAUAUUUUCAUGAAAUUACUUUUGUUAUACUGUUGUGUGCACAUUUUUGGUAGCAAGGAUAGUUUAUUCUUUAGUAUUAAAACAUAUUCUCUUAUCUAACAGAAAACAGAUAUGUUUUCCUAUAUACUUGUUAAUAUGCUUGUGAAUGGUCUUGAGGUCCCAAGAGAUUUCAUUUUAUUUUUGCUGGCCAGAUAUCAUACAGGCUAUGAGUAAAAAUGUCAUGUAACUUCCUAAGCAGGUGUAGGGCAAGUUCAAGAAAAGGGAAAUCAAAUCCUUUGAUGCUGGACCCAAGGGGAAAAUAUUGUAGCUAAAUGUAGAUUUACAUAUAACUAGGUCUGUGUGAGAAAAUGUAUGUAUACAUAUAUAUGAUAUGAAGAAGUCACUUUUAUUUAUCAGGUUUUAUUCUACUUAUUAAGCCACCAUUUAAUUGUUCUGCAGCAGCUGGUUUAUGAUAAAGGUGGACAAAUGCCCAAUGUGUGUUGUUUUUUCCAGCUACCACUAUAAUGAUGCACCAAUCACAUAUAUACAUGCAACUUCUUGGCAUUAUAUCUCUGAAGCUAUUUAAAUAUGUUCACUAUUCUUUGUCUUCAGUGCUGCUUCAUUAACAGUGAUUUCUUUUUUGUUGUUCUAUCUUUAUUAAUUCCUCAUAAAUCUGUCCAAUUGAGGCCUCAGGACCAUGGUAAGAUAUGCAAGACAAAAUUUUAUGACUCCAAGGUAUUUUAUAGAAACACUUUUUAAAAAUAAAACACAUAUACUAGGUGGUUCACAAGCUAUAGGUUGUAGCUGCUUUUCUUUUUUUCCCCCAAAAAGAAUCAGGUUUUUACAUUUCCAUACCUUAUUAAAAUGAAAAGUGCCAUACUUAUCUUUUAAAAGACCUAAUUUGCUGUCUCUUUGUUUGGACUGUUUUUGUACUUUACUAAUCUUGGAACUAUCAGAAAAAAAAUUAUACAAAUGAUUUAGUAAUUUUGAGGCAUAGGUUAGUUUAGAUAGUGGAGGAUGUGCCAAACUUUCUCUUCAGAUGCCUUUGCUCAACCAAUUUACAGUUCAAAUAGUGUCAUCUGAACGGUUACUCUUAGUUUGUGUUUAAGAACUUAUAUUGGCCCAAGAAGUGAAUUAUAGUACAUGUCAGUCCUUUAUCAAUAAAAUAAAUACAUUGCCAGAGUGUGUAAUGAAUUGUAUUGAUUUCUUUUAUGGUAGAUCUGUAUAGGAAAAAAUAUACUGAAGCAAAUAGAAUUACAUGUAGAUUAAAAUAGAGUACUUACUUAAAGUUGGGUGGCCUGGGUCUUAGCCCUGGAUCAUUUUGUAGCCAGUCCUGUGUCCCUGUGUUGUGUGACUUUGGACAAGGCACUUCAUCUCUCUGGACCUACAUUUCACCAUCUAAAACAAGGGGCUUUAAGUAGAUGAUGGCUGAUAUUCCUCCCUGCUCUCGGCUGCCUCAGUCCAUUGGCCUACCCCUUUACUGGUCCUGCCAACAUGUUGGUGCUAUAAGCUGCUUCAAAUAUUACAUUGGUUUAUCUGUUGUGUAAGCUCAUUUAAUAGCUUAUGAAAGGCCUUUUUGUUACAUGUUUUUUUUCUAGUUUUAUGGAUAUUACUGUAAUAAUGUCUUAUUCUUAGCCUUGUAACUAUAAACAUUCUCUUGAUCUUUCAGUAAAUUCACAUUUGAUAUAUAGUUGAGGGGAUUGUAUUAUUUUAUAACAUUCUUUGGCUACUCAUCUGUCCAGCAUCUUAUUAACCUAAACACUGUGAUCAUCAUUUGGAAAUCUAUCCUAUGGAAAAAAUAAAAGCAUUUACUUCACAGCUCAUGUGUUCACAGAUUUAAAAGAAGUUUCAUUAAAGCACCGUUGCUCUCUUUAAUGGGUCCAUGCCUCAUUGUAUCAUCCUACCCGAGUUCUGCUCAAUAAAUAAUAGAACACCA